Molecule: messenger RNA, 1287 nt
Organism: Elgaria multicarinata webbii
Lineage: Eukaryota; Metazoa; Chordata; Lepidosauria; Squamata; Anguidae
Gene: CCDC137
Product: coiled-coil domain containing 137
Exons: 6
Coding region: 7-801 (264 amino acids)
Cellular component (GO): nucleus
Source: RefSeq, a predicted model, not a curated record
GAAGCAAUGGGCAAAUCGAAACCGCGACCCUCAGCGGAGUCCGCUGCCCGGCGGAGGGGGAUUGCGACUGGUGGUAGGACAACUCCCAGCCAAAUGAAGAAGAAAACCAACUCAAAACCGAAAUGCUUGAACGAGCAAGAAAUUCCAUACCGGUUGCGGGAAAUAAUGAGGAGCCGUGAUGAAUUAAAGAACUCUAAGAACAAGAAGAAAAAGAAGAAAGAGAAAACCGCAAGCGAACAGAGCCCUAGAUCGGAAGGUGACAUACCAGUACCGAAAUUCAGGAGGCGGAAAGGGGAGGAGGAAUCUUCUUAUAUCUGGCGGAUGGAGCGGGAAACACAGCAUGUGCUGUUCCUCACCAAAAACCAGCUGCAGCGUGAGCCCGAGAAAGAAGAGCCAGUCCAAGAGAAGUCCCAGAAGAAAAAGGAAUUUCAGAGGAAGAAGCUGGAUAGAAUCCGUAAGCGAAAAGAGGAGAAAAAAGUAUCAAUGCUGGAGGAGGAAUUCCUUAAAGACUCAGUGAAGUUUGGAGAAGUUGCUUUACAGCCCCCAACUCUUACAGCAAAACCAAGAAAAGGUGUCAUCAAAGACAAGGCUGGACAGAGGCAGCUUCUGUUAAAGUCUCUCUUGGGCUCUGGUAGCACCCCCUCCACACAGACAGCAGUCCGUGCAUCUCUGGCUCGCCAGAGGAUCGUGCAGGAGGAAAGAGAACGGGUCGUCCAAGCCUACCGGGACAUAAAGAAACGCAAGCAACGGCUAUUGACUGAGAGCCAACUCGCUAUGGACAAACUAAAGAAGCCAGUCUGAGUUCUUAGAGUGCUUCCGCUUUUCCUGAAAACACAGGACCAUUUUAGUACAAGGACAAAACAGCAGCCAAGUCUUGUCAUGCAUUCAAAUGGUCCCCUUUUGGAUGAGUUUAUCCGGCCACCUGGGCAAGCAGAUUAAAUCUAUUUCAUGUGUGAUGGACAGUUGGGGUAGUUUAUGGGUCUGCAUCCAUCGCUCCUAGAAGCAGCGUGAAUUCUUUCCAAGGCAUUUUUCUUGGCUCAGCUCUGGACCUGUGUACCCAGCAAUGAUAGCACCACCACAAUUGCUUCCUGCAUCCCUGUCUCUGCAUCCCUGGGAUGCUGAUCCCAGGGAUCAGCAUCCCUGUCUCUGGGGCACAAGAAUGGAAGCUACUUCUUGGUCAGCCCAGCCCAUCUCAAGGCUGUUUUGGUGUGCCUUAGAAGCCUCUCUGCCAUGGCUAGAACAGUGGUUGGGAGACUUUUCUUCUGUUAAACGUUGUGUUCCGGUUUG